AUGUCGUCGCAACCACCUCAGGAACCCGCCGAGCAGGCCAACCCUUCUCAACCUGCUCAACAAGCCGCCGAGGAGGAGACGGGCGGGUACGCGCCUUUGGUCGACCCACGACUACCGACGCGCAAGGACACCUCGUUGAAGGAGUUCCUGGCCAAGAUCGAUGACUAUGCCCCCAUCAUCCCCGACGGCGUGACCAACUACUACAUGACCAAGGCCGGCCUUCCACCGCCGCCCCAGACCGACCCGCGCCUCGCGAAACUGCUCGCCCUGGCCACCCAAAAGUUUGUCGCGGACAUCGCAGCCGACGCCUACCAGUACAGCCGCAUAAGGGCGAGCAACUCGGCGGCUGCCAACAACCCGAUGGGCAACCUGGGUGCCGCCGCCGGCUACCCCAUCCCCGGCCAGCCAGGCGCACCGGGAGCUGCUGGCGGUGCCGGAGGCGCCAAGGGAGGACAGUCUGCCGCGGCCGGUCAGGCGCUGCUGGGCAUUCAGCGACCCGGAUUCGGCGGUGGCGGCCAGGGCGGCAGCCAGAACCGGACCGUCCUUACCAUGGAAGACCUGGGCAUGGCUGUUGGGGAGUAUGGUGUCAACGUCAAGAGGAGCGAGUUCUACCGAUGA
Molecule: messenger RNA, 618 nt
Organism: Diaporthe amygdali
Lineage: Eukaryota; Fungi; Ascomycota; Sordariomycetes; Diaporthales; Diaporthaceae
Product: transcription initiation factor tfiid subunit 10
Exons: 2
Coding region: 1-618 (205 amino acids)
Biological process (GO): transcription initiation at RNA polymerase II promoter
Cellular component (GO): transcription factor TFIID complex; SAGA complex; nucleus
Molecular function (GO): promoter-specific chromatin binding; RNA polymerase II general transcription initiation factor activity
Source: RefSeq, a predicted model, not a curated record